This is a messenger RNA of Cuscuta europaea, 1328 nucleotides long. The record is from the annotation of a GenBank genome assembly. NCBI's taxonomy places the organism in Eukaryota, Viridiplantae, Streptophyta, Magnoliopsida, Solanales, Convolvulaceae.
AAGAAGUUAAGAUGGAAAAUCAAAAUGCCAUUAUACGGUAUAAUUUUGAUAAGCAGAAGGACCCGAAGACCGGGAUGUGGUACGUAAUUUGCAAAUGGUGCGGAAAAAAAAGUAUCAUGGAGGCUUCAGACGGAUUCGGGAUGACAAUCAAGCAUAUGAAGUCAUGUGACAAAGCCAAAGGACCGGGAGGUAUCCCCGUCUCUAUGGUGAAUGUAAAGGGCCUUGCUCGUUUGAAGAAACAGGACCCGAAGGGGUCGGGACAGGGCAUCCAGAAGCCCGCCACUGCCCUCUUUAAGAAAGCCGAGGGCGAUGCCGCUGCCGGCAAGAGGAAGGCAGUGACCAAGGGGUCCCCCCCGGCUACCAAAAAGCCGAAGAAGGGGGAUGUCGCCGAGAAGGAGCCCCCGGUCAUUAUCGCUGAUGAGCACCCCGCCUCCGGGGUGCAGGUGGAGAAGCUGCCGGGUGGAACUGUCGACCCGGGGGCCAUCCUGAGGGGUAUGACCCCUGAGACGGAUAGGGCUGCCCUCGGGGCCUAUAAUGAUGCGGCCCUCGAGGACCACAUUCUCCGCUCCUCCCUCUCUGCUUGCUUAGCCCUCGGCGAACAGGCUCGGAGGCUUCAAGAAUGGCGCCUCCACAAAGCGGAGCAAGACGCCAGAAUGAGGGAGUGCCUCCUCAAGAACCAAGAGGCGGUGAAGCUGGGGGCCCAGCUAGAAGAGGAGCUCCGGCAGAUGAGCUUGAAAUUGGAGGCUGCAGAGAAAGGCAAGGCUGAUGCUGAGGCCGCUGCUAAAGAGGCCGAGGACUCCAAAGCGCUAGCCGUCGCCAAGGCUCAGGAGGAGGCCGUUGAGGCCUUUGUCGCCGAGGGUUGGAGAGCCGAGGGGCGCAAGAUGUGGGUGUCCUCGGUCGUGGAGGCAUGCGUUGAAGAAUGGGCCGAGGGCCCUGGGUGGGAAUGGAUGGCCCGGAAGGACAGAGAGUACUAUGAACCCGGCGAAUUCUUCACCCAGGCCCUCAUCUACCGGAGGAUGGCCCGGCAUUUGGGCAUUGAGCAAAAGGACUUCUCCCCCUCGGCGUAUGGCCUUCCUCCCCUGCAGCCUGAUGUCCGUGAGUCGCUCCCGGAAGGUGUUCAGAGGCCCGACCUUGAGGACACGGAGUUGAAGAAUGAGGCCGAGGACGACGCUGUCGAGACCGGAGCGGAGGCAUCAUCGAGGCCGGCUGCAGAGGGCGCCCCAGUGAAUGAUGCUGUUGUAGUCGUAGAAUGACUUUGUACUUAGAAAUCUUUGAACAUGUUUUGUAAUGAAUAACAUUGAUCCUUCGGCUUCGGCCCGUUUGUAAAU